AUGCGGCACUUCAUCGUCCUCUGGCCACUGUUUUCCUAUGUAAUUGUCGCCACCAGUAACCCUGGAGACUGCGGCGAUGCUUGCAAAUCCGUGAUCUCUGGUCUUACUUUUACAGGGGUCUCUCCCCUCUCGGACUACUAUGGCUCUCUAUGUACCAACACCCUCAGCGUUCAAUCAACCUUCCUUUGCAUGAAACAUUAUUGUACGGACAGUGAAAACUAUGCGACGUUCGAAGACCUGAGCAGUUUCUGCGAAGAAUAUGGAGCUGUAUCUCUGCUGCCCUGGUCAAUUAUCAGCAAUAUAUCGGAUGCCAAAUACCUUGAAUACCCUCAUAUCGGCCCCGAUGAUUUGACCAGCACCACAACGUAUACUACUCCUGUUUUUGUGGAAGCACUAACGUGGACCACUUCCACCGUGACGCGAGCCAACUAUGGAUACGCAAUGUUUGGAUACUUUGGUAUCAUAAUUGUCGUUACUGCUUUCAUACGACUGGCUGGUUAUCUCCUUCACACAUGUCCCUUUCCCGUUCCUCAAUCUUUCCCAACUCUACGUCGCCAACUGAAGCAGCAUAUAUCUACACCUGCUCUCAUUGGAAAGAGAGUGUCACAGCCUAGCAUAGCAGGAACAGUACCAACACGACUGCAGUCUCUAACCAUUGCCGCCUUUGUCAUAAUCAAUUUCGUUAUCUGCUGCGUGCACCAUGCUAUCUUCGAAGGGAAUAUCUACUGGCCGAAUCUAUCCUCACAACUCGCACGAUACGUCGCGGACAGAGCGGGUGUUUUGGCCUUUUGCAACCUCACCCUCCUCUGGGCGUUUGCUAUGAGGAAUAACGUGCUUAUAUGGCUUACGGGGUGGAGCUUUGCAACGUUUAAUCAGUUUCAUCGAUGGGUCGCUCGUCUUGCGACGGUAGAGGCCAUUUGCCAUGGGAUAUGCUACACGGUGUUUGAAUUCAACGAAGUUGGAUUUGAGGGGUAUAAAUUCGUCUGGACCGAGCGAUAUUGGUGGAUGGGUGUGAUUGGUGUUUCUUCCAUGAGCUUCCUAGGGGUUCUCGCCGUUUAUCCCCUGCGAAAGCAUAUGUAUGAGUUCUUCUUACUCGUCCAUAUACUCCUUGCGGUCCUUCUCCUGGUGGCAAUGUGGUACCACCUUGAGAUAUUCAACGGCGAAUAUGACCCUUACAUCUGGGCCUGCGCAUCCGUGUGGGCAUUCGACCGAGCACUCCGCUACGGACGCAUCUUGGUCAUCAACCGAUUUACAAUGAAGUCAACGGCGCGAUAUAUUGAAGAGGCAAAUGUAGUCAAAGUCACCGUUCCAAUACGAGACAUCAUCCGUCCGAAACCCGGUACAUACUACUACAUAUAUAUGGUCAGCGGUCUGAAAAUCUGGGAAUGUCACCCAUUUACACUCAGCUCAUGGGAGUCCUCCCACUCCAAGACCUCAAACGACGGCCCCUCUACAGUGACGUUCAUGUUCCGAGUAUACAACGGUUUCACGCGGCGAGUGCGCGAGCGGCUGGAGGUAAACACCCACGCCGAUAAUGGGUCAGAGAAGUGCCAUAAGCCCAUUCGUCUGCUCAUUGAAGGUCCAUACGGACAUGGUCACACGCUUUCUGGGCAUAGCUCUGUGCUGUUUAUCGUGGGUGGUCUUGGAGUCACGGUUGCGCUAUCGCAUUUGCAGGCUCUGCGGGAAUCUGCGGCGAGGGAUGAAAAUAUGAGAACGAGACGUAUCCAUGUUGUGUGGUCUGUUCGGGAGGAGGGGUUGUUGCACGAGGUUUAUGAGGAGGACCUUGCGCAGUGGCGGAGCUCGGAUGCUGCCAGGAGGUUUGAUCUGCGUUUUGAUGCCUAUGUCACUGGGGCUGGGCAUGUCUCGUCAACUGCUGUUCCGGUAGGUCAGUCGCCUACUGAUAAACAGAUGGUUUCAGACGAGACAGAUCUUGGACUUUUAGAUUCUGGUAUUCUGCCUGAGACUCAUCCCUCAGUAUCAUUCCAGAAGAACAUCUUCCGUCACAGACCCCGCGUCCACGAUAUUGUCCAUGAAGCCGCAGAGGCAUGUGCCAUGCCCGAGGAGGAUCUGGCGGUUGUGUCGUGUGGUCCUGGAGCUCUUUCCGAUGAUGUUAGGGAUGCGGUAGUUGAGGCUCUAGGGAGGGGCCACAACUCCAUAGAUCUGUAUCCUGAGACAUUCACUUGGUAA
Messenger RNA from Aspergillus puulaauensis, 2187 nucleotides. RefSeq names its product ferric reductase family protein. Gene Ontology annotation, cellular component: plasma membrane. The transcript is spliced from 7 exons. Lineage: Eukaryota; Fungi; Ascomycota; Eurotiomycetes; Eurotiales; Aspergillaceae. Bases 1 to 2187 code for a protein of 728 amino acids. The record is from RefSeq and is a predicted model, not a curated record. Gene Ontology annotation, biological process: copper ion import; iron ion transport; intracellular iron ion homeostasis. Gene Ontology annotation, molecular function: ferric-chelate reductase activity.